This is a messenger RNA of Lontra canadensis (Northern American river otter), 1421 nucleotides long. It is a transcript of the gene LRRC34, whose product is annotated as leucine rich repeat containing 34. The coding region runs from base 38 to 1366 and encodes 442 amino acids. The transcript has 11 exons. NCBI's taxonomy places the organism in Eukaryota, Metazoa, Chordata, Mammalia, Carnivora, Mustelidae. The record is from RefSeq and is a predicted model, not a curated record. Gene Ontology annotation, molecular function: protein binding.
GGAACCUCAGCUGCGGCCAGAACUUUGGGGCCCCCAAAUGUGGGUGGGAAGGGAGCCCCAAGUUACCCCGAUGGGUCUGCCCUUCACACUAGCCAUUGUCCUGGAGGAAGCUCCAGAAGUUACUGGCCAUCUCCAGGAAACUUACUAUAAUCUUUGUAUGGAAAAGUCCCAGAAAAUUAAUUAUUUUAUAUUGCAUAUACUCCAAGAAGUCGAUGAAGAACUCGAAAAGGGGUCAGAAGGAAUCACAUUAAAUAUUGCUGGUAACAGUCGCUUAAUGCCAGAAGAAAGAGUAACAGGCAAAGAUUUUUGGAUUCUUUUCAGAAUUUUAAAGAAGAAUCCAUAUAUCAGUGGUUUGGAUGUUAGAUAUAACCUCAUAAGUGAUGUUGGUGCAUACUAUGCUGCAAGACUGCUUCAGAAGCAACAUAAACUCAUUUACUUAAACCUUAUGUUUAAUGAUAUUGGGCCAGAAGGUGGAGAAUUGAUUGCUAAAGCACUACAUAAGAAUACAACUCUGAAAUACCUAAGAAUGACUGGAAACAAGAUUGAAAAUAAAGGUGGAAUGUUUUUUGCUGCAAUGCUACAAAUUAAUUCAUCUUUAGAAAAAUUAGAUUUGGGUGACUGUGACCUGGGAAUGCAAAGUGUGAUAGCAUUUGCUACAGUCCUAAUGCAAAACCAAACAAUUAAGGGAAUAAACCUAAACCGACCUAUACUGUAUGGUGAACAGGAAGAAUCCACAGUUCAUCUAGGCCACAUGUUGAAAGAAAAUCACUGCCUUGUUGAACUACACGUGUGUAAGCAUAAUAUAAAAAACUGUGGUAUGAAACAGUUAUGUGACGCACUGUAUCUGAACAGAAGCCUACGCUACCUUGAUGUCAGCUGCAAUAAAAUAACUUGUGACGGAAUGGUGUGUUUGGCUGAUGUACUGAAAAGCAAUACUACCCUGGAAGUACUAGAUCUUUCUUUUAACAGAAUAGAAAAUGCAGGAGCAAAGCAUCUCAGUGAAACUCUUGCUUCACACAACAGGAGUCUUAGAGAGUUGUCAGUAGUCAGCAACAACAUACAGGGAGAAGGACUGGUUGCACUUUCACAGUCAAUGAAAACAAAUCUCACACUCUCGAAUGUUUACAUUUGGGGAAACCAAUUUGAUGAGGCUACAUGUGUGGCUUAUUCAGACUUAAUUCAAAUGGGCCGUCUAAAACCAGACAAUACAGAUGUGGAGCCAUUUGUGGUGGAUGGACAUGUGUAUCUUGCAGAAGUCUCCAAUGGCCUUAAAAAGCAUUACUACUGGAGACCAACUUACGGAGAAGCUUGCACGAACUCACCUAAUGCAGGUUUUACUCUUGUACCAGUAGGUGGACAUCUAUGAAAAACAAGCUCUGAAAUUUUCACAUUAUUUGUCUUAUGUUAAUAUUGCCUAUUAA